AUUUCUGAUAACUUUUUCUUGACUUACAAUUUUGCAUUGCAAGUAGUGCGAAAAUCUGCUUCGCCCCUGUGUAAAAAAGAUCCGUACGAGAAACCAGUGCUCAAGCAUAAUCGACUGUCAUAGUAAAGUAAGUAAACUGGAAACUAAUUUUUCUAGUAAAUCGACUUGAAAAUAAAAUAAAAAAUUCAAGAAAGUUUUUCAAUUUUGUUUAUUGCAGAAUGUUUUUUGAAAUUUUUGAUUCCAAAAAAGGCGCAAUCAAACUGGACUUUACUCGAGUUAAACUAAGUUUUACGGCUUAACUUAUUUUUAGGUUUUCAGGGCCUUGAAAUAAGCUAUUGUAAGCCUGCUUGAUCGCUUUUUUUGAUCGAAUUCAGACGAAAAAUCGAAAUUGUCCACCCGGUUUUUCUUGACACUGUGAAGUAUUUCUCGAAUGACGACUGAAAGGGCUCUAAUAUGAUAUAUUAGACUUUCUUCAAUGAUUAAUUGUGGUAGCUGAAUUUGCGUGGAAAAUAAAAGAAGAAAAAACUGUAACAUCCGAAUACAUAUUUCCUCCACAUUUUUCUAAUGGUCGGACAUUUUUUUUUCUUAAGACUAUUGUCAGAUUAUUCUGUGCUGCUUGCAUAGUAACCGGCUAUCUUUGUUUAUAUAUGGAUUUUUUUACAGUUAAUAUUUGUUCGAUGCUCCUAUGGAGGAUGUAAUGAAAGAUUAUGAGAAGUUGGAUAAAAUUGGAGAGGGCCAAUAUGGAGUUGUAUAUAAAGCACGAAACGUUACCUCUGACGAACUAGUUGCCUUGAAAAGAAUUGCCAUCGAUGAAAGAGAUGGUGUACCAUCCACUGCUUUGCGCGAAAUUUCGUUGCUGCAAGGUCUAAAACAUGAAAAUAUUGUUAGAUUAAUUGACGUUCUUUUCGUGGAAGCUCGCUUCUAUAUUGUGUUUGAACUCUCUGACAUGGACUUGGGUCAGUUUAUUCGAAGGUUUAGACCAAAACUUGUUCCGCUUGAGGUUUCAAAGAGUAUUUUUAAACAGCUGAUCUCUGGUCUUUAUUUUUGUCAUUCAAGAAGAGUUUUACACAGAGAUAUCAAGCCUCAAAAUUUACUUAUCAACAAGGAUGGAGUCAUGAAGAUAGCCGAUUUUGGGUUGGCACGAGCUUUUUCUAUUCCUCUUCGGCCACUGACCAAUGAGGUUGUGACUCUGUGGUACAGACCACCGGAAGUUCUUUUCGGCGACGACUUUUACUCUAUGGGAGCUGAUGUUUGGUCGAGCGGCUGCAUCCUCGCAGAGUUGCUUCUUGGAAAAGCGCCAUUCCAGGGUGACAGUGAAAUUGGACAGAUUCAUGAGAUUUUCAAACAACUGGGCACUCCAGAGGAAUCUACUUGGCCUGGUAUUUCAAAGAAUAAACUCUUCAGAACUACUUUUCCAAAUUGGGUUCGCCAACCGACCAAAGUUUUGUACCCGGGAGUUAGCAGCGAUUCUGCUAUAAAACUCAUGGAAUCUAUUUUUGUUUAUGACCAAGAGAAGCGUGUGUCUACGAAAGACAUUCUGAACUCUUCUUUUAUUGCGGAUGCAUGUAGUAGAUUUCGGUUUAUGGUACCGAAACAGUCGGCGAAUUAUCAUUAACCUUUGAAAGGCAUUUUGUUAUUUUAAAAUGUUCUUCUAUCGUUGUGAGUUUGAAUUUUGUUGUGUUUGGUGAUAAACUGCUGUAGCAUAGGAAAUAAAUUUCUUAUUUU
Messenger RNA from Symsagittifera roscoffensis, 1725 nucleotides. Its product is annotated as cyclin-dependent kinase 2-like. Gene Ontology annotation, molecular function: protein serine/threonine kinase activity; ATP binding. Gene Ontology annotation, cellular component: nucleus. The transcript has 2 exons. NCBI's taxonomy places the organism in Eukaryota, Metazoa, Xenacoelomorpha, Acoela, Convolutidae. Bases 686 to 1615 code for a protein of 309 amino acids. The record is from RefSeq and is a predicted model, not a curated record. Gene Ontology annotation, biological process: protein phosphorylation.